AUGUACACCAGUACCCUCGUAUCCGCAAUCAUCCUGGCCGGCCAGGUCCUCAACGUAGCAGCUCUGCCUGCUACCACAAUAACCCUCCACAGCACUAUAACCAGCACCACAGUCGUGCCUGCCACGACUGACGCUGCUGGUUUCAGCGAUGCUGCGUCUGAGCAAGCUACAAAGACUACUGUUACGGUGACGGAGACUCAGGGGAUACCUUAUCCUGUUCUUAUUACUGUGACUGAGUUUUAUUGUCCUCACUCCACAGCUGACGUUGCUUCCAGCACUUCUGCUGUUUCGUCGGAUAAGACAUCGGCGAUUGUUUCGAGCACUGCUGCUCCUGCAUCUUCGAGUACAAAGCCGUCUUCUGAGACAAAGUCCUCUCCUACCCCGGCGACUACUACAAAGGCUUGCGUUUUCCCGAUCCCUGGCUAA
Molecule: messenger RNA, 426 nt
Organism: Aureobasidium musti
Lineage: Eukaryota; Fungi; Ascomycota; Dothideomycetes; Dothideales; Saccotheciaceae
Source: the annotation of a GenBank genome assembly